Molecule: messenger RNA, 1048 nt
Organism: Pygocentrus nattereri (red-bellied piranha)
Lineage: Eukaryota; Metazoa; Chordata; Actinopteri; Characiformes; Serrasalmidae
Gene: mrps26
Product: mitochondrial ribosomal protein S26
Exons: 4
Coding region: 175-798 (207 amino acids)
Cellular component (GO): mitochondrial small ribosomal subunit
Source: RefSeq, a predicted model, not a curated record
UCAAACUGAGAGGUAGAAGGAGAGGUAGAAGGAUCGAAAUAUGGCAGCCUCAUGUGAAGGGCUCAAUGUUAAAUAGCCACGCCGUUUGUCCUCUGUGAAUUCCGGCUGGACUGUAAAGCGCCUGCAUUUACACUGCAGGGUGUUCUACAAUCUGACUAUACAUAAGAGGUUAAAAUGUUGGGAGCGGUGGCUCGGAGCCGGGCUCCUGUAGUUCGCCUCCUGUCUCCUCAGGCUGCUGUCCUGGUGGAGACUGUACGGGGGAGAAAGUCUCGAACCGACCCGAAAGCGAAAUCCAAAGCUGGGCGAAUCAAGACCCCUCCUCCAGUCGACCCGGUGGAGAUGGUGGUGCUGAAGGAGCGGUUCGCUGAAUACAACCUGAUCAUGAGAGCGCUUCGGAUGGAGUUUAAAGAGGAGAUGUUGCGUAAGCGAUAUGAGGAAGAGACUGGUUCUUUGGCAGAGGAGAGAGCCAAGCAGGAGGCUGAAGAACACAGAUCGUUAAUGGCCUGGAAUGAAGCAGAAAACCUCAGACUGCGCAAAAUCCGUGAGCUACGUGUGCAGAAAGAGACUGAAGCUGCUGAACAGAAGAGGAGAGAGAUAACAAUGUUACGCCAGCAGGAGCUGGAGGACUAUAUCAAAGAAAAAGAGAAAGAGAUUCUGCAGCUACAGGAAGAGGCAAAGAACUUUAUCACACUGGAAAAUUUGGAUCAGCGGAUUGAGGAGGCGCUGGACAACCCGAAAAACUACAACUUUGCUAUAGAUAAAGAGGGACGGAAGGUCAAACGGACUGUGCUGCAAUAGAGGAUCCAGACCAAAACAUUAGGAUUUAAAAGACUGAAAAUCAUGCAUGUCUAAUUACAGCUGCUGAAAAUGGCACUUGGUUGACAUUUCAGUGACAUCCUUUGUGGAUGUGAUACAUUUCAUUUUCAGAAUGAAAUGUUAAGUUGUUUUUUGUUUCAGGACAUUGUCCUUGCUGUCUGAAUGAUUUUUCCUAUUAAUUCUACAAUGAAAACUAUGUGGGUAUCAUUAAACAUUUAAUUGUCCGUUUUCA